Drosophila yakuba is the source of this 1831-nucleotide messenger RNA. RefSeq names its product sorting nexin-32 (gene Snx6). Bases 126 to 1493 code for a protein of 455 amino acids. Gene Ontology annotation, biological process: phagosome-lysosome fusion involved in apoptotic cell clearance. The transcript has 8 exons. NCBI's taxonomy places the organism in Eukaryota, Metazoa, Arthropoda, Insecta, Diptera, Drosophilidae. Gene Ontology annotation, molecular function: phosphatidylinositol binding. The record is from RefSeq and is a predicted model, not a curated record.
UGAGCUGCACGCUAUCGAUUAUUUGGUACUCCGCCUGUUGCCACCACUAGUUGAAAUUCGCUCUCUGUAAUUUGUAAUAAAAACUUGUUUUUAGCCCAAUCACUUGUUAUUUACUCGGCCGCAAAAUGAUGGACGGCACGGAUGACUCAAAUCUGCUAAACAGUCCCUCCACCAACAAUGGAGCCACAUUGGAAAUCGCCUCGCCCACGAAUCCACUUGCCAAUCCACCAGCAACAGGCGGUGCACCCGCAUCAAGUGGAGCUACAAAUGGCAGCGGAUCCGCCACAUCGCCGGAUAGCUCCUCUUCAGCCCCGGCCACGCCGGCAGUUCUAGGCGAAAACGCCCUCCACGUGGAGAUCUCCGAUGCUCUCAGCGAAAAGGAGAAGGUGAAAUUCACCGUGCACACCCGCACCACACUACCGGGAUUCUCGAAAAAGGACAAUAACGUAGUGCGCCAGCACGAAGAAUUCGUCUGGCUGCACGACCGAAUUGAGGAGAAUGACGACUAUGCUGGCUACAUUAUUCCGCCCUGUCCACCUCGUCCGGAUUUUGAUGCCUCCCGGGAGAAGCUACAGCGCCUUGGCGAAGGCGAGGGCAACAUGACCAAAGAGGAGUUCAAAAAGAUGAAGUCAGAGCUGGAGGCUGAGUACCUGGCCACCUUCAAAAAGACGGUGGCCAUGCACGAGGUGUUCCUGCGCCGCCUUGCUAGUCAUCCCGUCUUUCGCGUUGAUCAACACCUGAAGGUUUUCCUCGAAUACGACCAGGAUCUGUGCGCUAAGCCACGCAAGAAGAUGGCCAUUUUUGGAGGCUUUGUCAAGUCCUUGGGCAAGACCACAGACGAGAUCUUGUUAAGCGCCACUGUUCGGGAUGUGAAUGACUUCUUUGAGAACGAACUGCAGUUCCUUACCGAGUACCACGGACACUUGCGCGAGGCCGCACUCAGGACGGAGAAAAUGACGCAACGCCACAAGGAUGUCGGCGACUCGCAUCAGAAGAUUUCUAAUGCGUUGACGCAACUCUCGACUACGGAAAAGGGCAAUAUGGAGACGUUUGUGGCCAAGACAGCGGAGAUAUUCGAAAGGAUCAAGAAUCUGGAAACCCGAGUGGCCAGCGAUCAAGAUCUGAAGCUGGGCGACACUUUGCGCUACUAUCAGCGGGACAGCGACGCUGCCAAAGCUCUUCUAAUCCGACGACUGCGGUGUUUGGCCGCUUAUGAGACGGCCAAUAGAAACCUGGAGAAGGCUCGCUCGAAAAACAAGGAUGUUCAUGCGCCGUUGGAGGUGCAAGAGGCUGAGACUGCCCAGGCGGAGGCCUGUGAAAAGUUCGAAUCUAUGUCUGCAUGUGGAAAAGAGGAGCUGAUCGGUUUCCGCAACCGACGGGUAGCUGCUUUUAAGAAGAGCCUCGUCGAACUCUCAGAACUGGAGAUCAAGCAUGCCAAGACCCAGUAUGAAUAUAUGCGCCAAUCGCUGCUAGCGCUCAAAGAGAUUGCCUGAGACGGGGAGCCGGAAGUGGACAAGGAAUAGAAGAUGAGUCACCCGCACAUUGUUUACACACCCCAUUGAAACGCACGCCUCAUCGAUUACACAGCCCCCGGGAGACGAAGUAAAUCAAUUGUUUAAUUGCUAAGCAAACAGUUUAUUAUUGCACAGGCCAGAUCGAGUGCAACAUUAUUAUCUUAGCCCACGUAUUAUAUUAACGAAUAUUCAUUUGUUUUGUGAACAGAGCGCUUUUAUAUUUGUCAAACAAGCAUUCCUCUCUAAAGCAUAAACUACAACUAUAUUGUAAACACUUGCAUUUGAAGCAGAAUAUAAACGAGAAAUAUUGUACAGAA